CAGCGGGCGCAUGAGAAUGACGUUUCAUGCAAACAAAGCCGUUCCUGUAACCGCGGUGUCGUGCAGUCGAGUCGAGUAGCUUCUAAAAUUGUUUCAGAUUUUUAUUCUCUGUUUAAGUCAGCAGAAAGAUCCAGGAUGAGUAAGAAAAACCAGGUGUCAUGGGUGAAGCCCACCGAGCCAUCCUUUCUCCGGAAAUUUAAGAACGAUAUUGGCUACAAAGAGGGACCAACUAUCGAUACUAAGAGACAGGAGGUGCCGGCGGUGGCUGAUGACAGCGGAGACAGUGACCGUGAGGAUGAACGGCCACAGGUGGUUGUCCUCAAGACGGGCGAUCUGACAGCUGAAGAGGUCAUGAAGGUUAAAGGGGAACUCAAAGGAGAAGCUGAGGGCGACGCUCCUGCAGACGGCAAGAUCGUGUUCAGGAAGCCAGUGAAACGCAGCUCCGGAACCUUCCAGGGCAUCACAGCCAGCUCCAGCAAGAAGAAGAAGGAAGUGGAAAAGAAGAGGGAGAACCCGCAGAGAAAAGUGAAAAACAGCAGUCUGCUUUCUUUCGGAGAGGAUGAGGAGGAAGACUGACUUGCACUGUGCGACCUCCGCGCUCAGACUGGGCUGUCUGAGAGGUGUCCCGUGGCAGACUGGGGAGCAGUUUAAAAUCGACGGCAACUCCAGCAGUUCCUCACCUGUCUUCCUGUGCUCGUUCUGUGGGACACUCUGAAGUAUUGGAAGUCUCAUUUCUUGUUGUCCCCCCCCUGACUUUCAUGUUAGCCAAGCUGUCAGAAAAUUAAUCCAGUUAUCUCAUUGCUUGGACAAUUUUAGCUCUUCCUCACAUUUUAUAGAAACUGCGACCUGUACAGUGUAGAAUUGGCAAAUGAUAAAGAAAUAUCGGAUCUAAGCACAGAAAUAACUGGAAGUCUGAAUGUGGCCUUUGUAUUUCAAGAUGCUUGUCAUGGCCUGCUAUGGAGACAGAAUACCUGAUAGCUGGCAAUUACAAAUUGGUGUAUGUGAAAUAUUUUUUUGGGCCACUAUACAUUUAAAAAACUGAAACAAAAUGUGAUGUUCUAUUACCAAACGUUAUCACGGUUGAACUGAACAUUUUGUGGUGUGUCAGUAAUACUUAAAAUCUCAGUAAUUCUAAACCUGUGUCACCUUGGAGCCCCUAAUAUUAGAUUUCUUGUGUCAGAAGGUAAUCAAUACAAAUCCAAUGCCCUUUACUUCCAAGCACUGAAGUAAAUAACUCCAAUCUGUUCUCCCCUUCCAGCCAGCUCCGUAUGAAAUGUCAUGCUGCGUUUGUGUUCGGCAUUUUGACGAGAUGGAGUUGUAAAGGUUCAUUAUUUUAAAAUGUGAUGUUACAAAAAUAAUUGUACUUUCAUCCAAAAAAGGGAGUUUUUUUAUCCUGAUCAGAAUUACUUUCUAGGAACGCUGAACAUCGUGGGUGCAGAGGAAGGUCCCAUCUGGAGAACUGUAAAGAGCAAGAAAUGUACGUGUGAGGACAGGACAGCUUGGUCUGGCUGCUGUGAGACAUGCUGUAACAGAAGAGGAGACAGAGCACAUUUAUCUGUGACAUUUUUCGGUACUCUUGUGGGAACUGGUAAGGAUAACCCUUCCUGUUCAGCUUGAUUCCUGUUCAGUUAACUGAUUUUAUUCAUGUAAAUCCUUUCCAAGGCUAAUUAAGCAUAUUAACCUGGGAGGUUGCAAUACUGGGGAAUCAUCCAGAUCUCCCGUCUUCAUAUCUCGGAUAUUUAACACACAGCCCUCCUAAUCUGGGUCUAUUCCAAGACAUUUUAAAAUAUUUAGUUAAGCGUCUGGAUCUAAAUUAAUCAGGAAAUCCUAGUUUCUCCAAAGGCAUCGGGACAGGCACAUGCAGUAUCACUUGACGGUCAUGUUUGAGGUCUUCAUAGUUCUGAAGAUGUACCUUUUUUACCUUAUGAACAUUAUAUAAAGAAUACAAUUUAAUAUUAAUAUUCAUUGGAUGUAAAUACCUUAUGUAAAGCUUCUACAAAGCAGCUGAGUAAAUGUUUAAGUAGUUAUUGCAAAAGGUUACAAUAUGUGCAAUGUGUCUAAUGUGUUAUUCGGUGCUGUGGUACCAUCAAUAAACUGAUUUUAAUUAAAAAAA
Lepisosteus oculatus (spotted gar) is the source of this 2113-nucleotide messenger RNA. RefSeq names its product KIAA1143 ortholog. Lineage: Eukaryota; Metazoa; Chordata; Actinopteri; Semionotiformes; Lepisosteidae. The record is from RefSeq and is a predicted model, not a curated record.